CAUUGGCUGGGAAAGCUCUGAGCUGGGAGCCCUGAUUGGCUGAGGGGCCUGAGGCGACAGAUUCCGGAAAGGGGGAGAGCAGCGAACAUGGCGGCGGAGCGCGGCACGGGCCAGCAACAGUCACAGGAGAUGAUGGAGGUUGACAGGCGGGUGGAGUCGGAAGAGUCGGGCGACGAAGAAGGGAAGAAGCAGAGCAGCGGGAUAGUGGCCGACCUCAGCGAGCACAGCCUGAAGGAUGCAGAGGAGCGGGGGCACGAGGACCCGGAAGAAGGACAAGAGCCGCCUGUGGAUAUGGAAACCAUUAACCUGGACCGAGACGCGGAGGAUGUGGAUUUGAAUCACUACCGCAUCGGGAAGAUCGAAGGCUUUGAGGUGCUGCGGAAAGUGAAGACUCUCUGUCUUCGUCAGAAUUUAAUUAAAUGCAUUGAGAACCUGGAGGCGCUGCAGAGCCUUCGCGAGCUGGACCUUUACGACAACCAGAUCCGGAAGAUCGAGAACCUGGAGGCGCUGACGGAGCUGGAGAUUCUUGAUAUUUCCUUCAAUCUGCUGAGAAGCAUCGAAGGGGUCGACAAGUUGACGCGGCUGAAGAAACUCUUCCUGGUGAACAACAAGAUAAAUAAAAUUGAGAACCUAAGCAGCCUACGUCAACUGCAGAUGCUGGAGCUGGGAUCCAACCGCAUCCGGGCAAUUGAAAAUGUCGACACGUUAACUAACCUGGAGAGUCUGUUUUUGGGGAAAAACAAGAUCACAAAACUUCAGAACCUCGACGCACUCACCAACCUGACGGUGCUCAGCAUGCAGAGCAACCGGCUGACCAAGAUCGAGGGCCUGCAGAGCCUGGUGAACCUGCGGGAGCUCUACCUCAGCCACAACGGCAUCGAGGUCAUCGAGGGCCUGGACAGCAACAACAAGCUCACCAUGUUGGACAUUGCGUCGAACAGGAUCAAAAAGAUUGAAAACGUCAGCCAUCUAACCGAGCUGCAGGAAUUCUGGAUGAACGACAACCUCCUGGAGAGCUGGAGUGACCUGGACGAGCUCAAGGGCGCCAAGAGCCUCGAGACGGUGUACCUGGAGCGGAACCCCCUGCAGAAGGACCCCCAGUACCGGCGCAAGAUCCUGCUGGCGCUGCCCACCGUGCGGCAGAUCGACGCCACCUUCGUCCGCUUCUGAGCCUCGCCGCGGCCCCGGCCCCUCCCUCAGAAGAACCUCCUGGCUGCGGUUUUUUAACCCGCCCGUUGCUCCUGAGUCGUCACUGUCGACAGUCACAAACGCAGUGGCAAUAAAAAGGCACCGAGUGAAA
Molecule: messenger RNA, 1300 nt
Organism: Phacochoerus africanus (Common warthog)
Lineage: Eukaryota; Metazoa; Chordata; Mammalia; Artiodactyla; Suidae
Gene: PPP1R7
Product: protein phosphatase 1 regulatory subunit 7
Exons: 10
Coding region: 88-1170 (360 amino acids)
Molecular function (GO): protein binding
Source: RefSeq, a predicted model, not a curated record